AUGAUUUUUUGUAUUACCUCUUUCCGCAGCCCCAUCGUCCUGACCCACACAGCGCUGAUUCAACGCGUCCUCGCGACCUUCCCCUUGCUCGCGAUCGGCAUCGUUGCUUCCUUCCACGCUUCGACGCAAUGCAUCAUCGGUGGUACCAACAGGUGAAAUAUCGUACAGAAUCUCAAUAUACUCCAAGGCUUGAUGAUUGAUGUAUUGUACUCCUUGUGAUGGCAUGCAGAUUUUGGGUGCUGCUACAUCUUGCAUCAGGGUUUUCGUUCGCCGCUGGGCUGUUUGAGUUGGGCAAUUUGUCCGAGUUCGUUGGGUCCAACGAAAAUCCAACAUCAACAGCCGAGCUCUCCAACCCUUCUAGAGGCUUUGGGGUCGCAGCUGGUCAGUAACCACGUCAUAGCUCCCCCUCUGACGUGUAUCGAACUCACGCAGUUCAUCGCCCGCAGCACUCGCCCAUGCCUUCGCACUGCUCUUCCUCCUUUCCUACCUCCAUCGUCGACUCUCCCUCGCCACCAUCAACGAGUCCAAAAUUGUCGUUGGAGCAUCCAACUUCCUUCCCUGGACUUCGACGGAUCAAGAGACGCACUUGGUCGCGAUCACGAGUUGGGAGAGUUUCGGUUGGAUAGGAGAGGCGCUCAAGAUGGGGCUGUGGGGUUUGAUCGCCGUGGUCGGGGUGCUGGAAGCUGUUUGGGGAGUUGGUUCGAUCAGAGGGUAAGUUUGCAGUCGUUUAUCUGCUCGAUUGGGAAAUUGCGGAGUGAUUUGAUGGAGUCAGACUCAUCGCAGAUUCAGUCGCUUCCGACCGCUCCACGUCGCGAAUCAAGCGUUACAGCUCAUCAUCACUCUCGCUUUGCUCGCCAAGAUCGUCGUCUCGAUUUGCAUGCUGGACAUGCAACGACGAACGAGCAGUCUUCUAGGGUAAAGCCCCUCUCAAUAUGUAUGCCUAAAUGCAGCGUAGUGCUAAGACUUGGUCCCUUUUCACCAGAUACGGCUGCAUCAGUCUCGCGCUCCUCCUCGGGGGUUUCAUCGUUCCGGCUAUUUCACUUCAUCCGAGUUUGAUUCUGUUCACCGAAACUCCUUUGGCGAGGCUCUUCAAGAUGAUCGAGAUGGUGAGUUCGGCAAUAUACCUUCCCGUCUAGGUGCAUAGAUCCGUACAUCCCAAAACUAAUUAGCGUCUCCUCACAGCUCGUCCUCCUGUUCGAGCUCGCCAUCUUCAACCACCAACUUGAAGCCCAACCUUCAGGACUUCCUCGCCUCCCGAGCCUUCCACCCAGCAUCAAAGGCUCCGCCCUAUCAAUCGACCUCCCCUCGCGCGCAAGUCUUCGUCCAGUCCCUGUCACCGGCCCUUCAACCCACCUCCCUACCACCACGGCCCUGCGCCAAUUGAACACCCCUUCUACUUUAAAUGAAGUUCAAGACAGCACGCAGCCGAGACGAAGUUCGUCAAUGACACUGGGGUGGCAUACGAGGGAUUGGGUUGCUUCGAACCUACGUGCCGCCGUGGGUGGUGGGAACUGCAGUGGAGGUGAAGACCGCAUCAGUUCGACCUCUGCAGAAACACCGCAUUCGAUCGUCGAAGUCGAGUUUUCCCACAUCGAUCAAGAGGUCGAGGAAGUUCGUCCCCGACGAAACCUGGACGAAGGGUCUCACCGACUGGGCUUGAGGGAAAUGUUCCCACCUUUACCCCCCUCGCCUUCUCCCACACCGACAGGGACGACGUUCCCGCUUGAGCUUGCGAAUCGAUCGAGCCAAAGAGAGGAGUAUGGAAGACCUUCAGCUGCGGGACCGAUCAUACCUACUCGUUCUUCGGGCGGGGUACAAGAAGAAAUCGAAGCGAUAUUGGCGGAGGUCCAGGAAGAAAUCGAAGCAAUGCCCACAGCCAUCCGAUGUCAAGCUUCGUCGUCUUCCGCGACUCUGGCCGAGGAUGAGCUCACGAGGGUCUACGAAGAGAUGCUCAACAAUUUUCCGCUUGAAUCACCGGAGGAACCCAGUAGUCGCUCCGACUUACCGGAGAGUCCUCAACGAGCCCGCGCGAUGCUACAGAAGAAACCCUCGGAUCGGCUUGAUCCGGUCGCGCGAUCGAGUGUGGUCACACAAGCUUCGUCGUUCGUCGAGUCGCCUUUGACGAUGUCCAAGUUUCCACGUUCCCCCGUUUCCGAGGUGUAUUCCAGGCCGACUUCAGCACCUCCGCUCGAUACGAUUUCCCCUACCCCUUCAGGCCGAAGUUCGCGAGUGCGCGGUGGCAACCUGAACGAUCUCUUUAUCGUACCGCCGCCUCUACAGACCACGGCGAUCGCUUAUGGAGGCGAAGCCCCGGUGGAGCGUGUCAGUCUCGAAUUAGGUGAAGGAUCGCUCUCUGCUCCUAGGCGUCGUGUCAAUCGGGAUGGACAAGGAGGGAUCGACGUUACAUUCCUCCUCGUAGGUCCCGCGUCUUCCGAGGAGAUGACCAAUUCCCAAGUCCAUCUCCCACAAAGCUCCAACUCCCCACUCGGUCCCUCCCCCGUCUCCCUCUCCAACAUCCAUCUCGAAUCAUCCACGAGCGAUCCGACCCGCACGUCCUAUUUCGACUCCCAAACCGACGAAGACCCCAACCUCGAUUUCGAAAACGACGAUGGCCCCUCUUCCCUCGCCCAGAUCCAUUGCGCAAGUCGAGGAUAUCUCACCGUUCGAAAAGCCUCACUCAUCCGCACGCCAUCCCCUCUGGGUUCAUCACAAUUGCCCUUACCUACUAUCGUAGAACCACAAAUGACGGAGAAGAGUACGGUCUCGAGUGAGGGUUUGGAAAUCCCUUCCAUGCCGAAUCGAAUUGGAGCUCGCUCACCCUCUUCGAAUAGCUUGUUCUUCAAUCUCGGCUCCUCACGUGACAAGGCAACGAACGGGUUCUCGGUACGGGAGAAACGCUCGAUCCUUGAAGCCCAAUUGAUGGCCGCUGCGGCGAUCAAGAGGUGGUCGGCAGCUAAGACGACACCUUCGCCACCAUACGGUGACUCCGAAAUUCGGCCGAAGGCGCACGGUUGGCUACCGGAAGGGAUUCUUGAACCGCCGCGUUCGGCACCGGUGCCGGGAACGAAGGGCUGGGUGGGUCCGUUGAGAACUCCCCAGUGA
Microbotryum saponariae is the source of this 3102-nucleotide messenger RNA. Lineage: Eukaryota; Fungi; Basidiomycota; Microbotryomycetes; Microbotryales; Microbotryaceae. The record is from the annotation of a GenBank genome assembly.